This is a messenger RNA of Staurois parvus, 313 nucleotides long. Lineage: Eukaryota; Metazoa; Chordata; Amphibia; Anura; Ranidae. The record is from the annotation of a GenBank genome assembly.
AAAUGAACAGAAAGAGCAGAGAGAAAGAAGAGCUCCGCAGAGGUCAGGGUGUGAUAGUCUGCAGAGCGUAUCCACAUGGGUCUGUCCGCAAGGGGAUGGAGCAAUGGUCUGCAGAUCUGUAUAGAGGUCAGGGAUGGAAUAAUCUGCAAUAUACCUGCUGUAGAAGAUGACCAGAGACUGCGGACACAGUACAGGGGAUGACCAGAGACUGCGGAGACACAGUACAGGGGAUGACCAGAGACUGCAGACACGUACAGGAGAUGACCAGAGACUGCAGACACGGGAUGACCAGAGACUGCGGACACAGUACAGG